Daldinia childiae is the source of this 1125-nucleotide messenger RNA. RefSeq names its product Mitochondrial GTPase 1. The record is from RefSeq and is a predicted model, not a curated record. Gene Ontology annotation, cellular component: mitochondrion. NCBI's taxonomy places the organism in Eukaryota, Fungi, Ascomycota, Sordariomycetes, Xylariales, Hypoxylaceae. The transcript has a single exon. Gene Ontology annotation, molecular function: GTPase activity; GTP binding. The coding region runs from base 1 to 1125 and encodes 374 amino acids.
AUGGCAGCGCCUCUGAAAGCCAUCGGUGGAUUUGUCCCUCGCGCCGUCUUUGAGGUCUCGCCCUCUAUUACGCGCUCAUAUUUCUUGGGCCAUCACGCCGGCGCGCUCACCUCCAUGCGCAAGGUUCUCUCCAACAUUAACCUGAUCCUCGAGUGCCGCGACAGCCGCGUGCCCCUCACCUCGACGAAUCCGCUCCUCGAGUCCGCGCUCGCCGGCCGCAACCGCAUCGUCGUGUACACCAAAGCAGACCUGUGUGCGCCUGCCUCCGCGAACCGUUGGAUUGACAAGCAGAAAGAAUUGCUGACGAAAUUCCACUCCGGCUCGCUUGGGAUCGUCGCGGAAGAGGGAGAGAGUGGAUAUGGGGGGACAGAGGUAGUGUUCACAGACGCGGGCAGCCCACGAUCGAUUAAAAAGCUUAUAGACACGGUUAAAGAGCGCGCCAUAGCGUCAGAUUCACUGACAGGCUUGCGCGCGCUCGUCGUCGGCAUGCCGAACGCGGGUAAAUCAUCGCUACUCAACGCGCUACGCGCCGAGGGCGUGCAGCUCCCGAAAGCGGCGCGAACAGGCGCGCAACCCGGCAUCACGCGCAAGCUUAGCACGCCCGUCCGCGUGAUUGCUGAGGACACCGCUGCAGGGCUGGAAGGUGGUGUCUUCGUGGUCGAUACCCCGGGUGUCUUCAUCCCCUACGUCACCGACGUCGAGGCCAUGCUCAAGCUAUCGUUAGUCGGCUGCGUCAAGGACGGCCUAGUCCCCGCCGAGACCGUCGCCGAUUACCUACUGUUCCGGCUGAACCUGCGGGACCCGGAAAUGUACGGCGAGCUUAGUUCGCCGACGAACGAUAUCCGCGAGUUUCUUGAUAAUAUCGCUGUGCGCACGGGCAAACUGCUGAAGGGCGGCGUGCCGAGUCAAGAACAGGCUGCGGACUGGAUUGUACAGCAGUGGCGCAAGGGCAACCUGGGUCGCUUUGGGCUCGAUGAUGUUAGCGAGGAGACCUUAACUGCUUUGAGGGCGAAGGCGCUGGCUGGCGGCGAGCAACAUUUGAGUAUGAACCAAGCAAGGAAGAGGGAAAAGGAGGCUCGGAAGGUGAGAAAUACCGCUAAGAGGCAGGCUGCUGAGGGAAGUUGA